AUGGAGAACCGAACGUCUGUCACCGAGUUCAUCCUGCUGGGCUUUCCUCUCCUGCGCCAGCUUUGGCUCCUCUCCUUUGCCAUCUUCCUGGCCAUCUACCUCGUCACGCUGCUUGGCAAUGCGGUGAUCAUCGCCCUCUCCCAGCUGGAGGCUGGCCUGCGCACCCCCAUGUACUUCUUUCUCAAAAACUUCUCCCUGCUGGAGAUGUGCUACACCUCGGUCACAGUGCCCCGGCUGCUGGGAGAUCUCCAGCACGGCCAUCGUGCCAUCUCCUUCCGCACCUGCAUUGCCCAGAUGUACUUCUUCUUCUUCUUCGGCUCCACAGAGUUCUUCCUCCUGGCUACGAUGGCUUAUGACCGGUACCUGGCCAUCUGCCACCCGCUGCGAUACCCGGUGCUCAUGAAUGGCCGAGCCUGUGCCCGUCUGGCCCUCGCCUCCUGGGUGAGUGGCUUCCUUACCCCCUUCCUUCCCACAGCCUUCAUCUCACAGCUGCCCUUCUGUGGCACCAACCAAAUCAACCACUUCUUCUGUGACACAGGGCCCCUGCUGAGACUGUCAACCGGUGAUACCCAUCUGGCCAACAUCUUGGUCUUCCUGGUCUCGGCGGUGGUGGUGCUCAGCUCCUUCCUCCUGACCCUCACCUCCUACACCCUGAUUGUCUUCACCAUCUGCCGUAUCCCGUCAGCCACGGGGAGACACAAAGCAUUCUCCACAUGUGCCAGCCACCUCACUGUCGUCAUCAUCUUCUACGGCACAGUCAUAUUCAUGUACAUUCAUCCUGGAUCUGGCCGGGCCUCUGACAUGGACAAGGUGGUGUCAGUCUUCUAUGCCAUUAUCAUCCCGCUGUUGAACCCUGUCAUCUAUACCCUGAGGAACAGGGACUUCAAGAGAGCGCUAGGGAAGGCCCUGAGGAGAGUGAAAGCUGCUUUUACUGUCCUGACCUAAACCUCAUC
This is a messenger RNA of Gopherus evgoodei (Goodes thornscrub tortoise), 953 nucleotides long. RefSeq names its product olfactory receptor 11L1-like. Gene Ontology annotation, biological process: G protein-coupled receptor signaling pathway. The transcript has a single exon. Lineage: Eukaryota; Metazoa; Chordata; Testudines; Testudinidae. Gene Ontology annotation, cellular component: membrane. The coding region runs from base 1 to 945 and encodes 314 amino acids. The record is from RefSeq and is a predicted model, not a curated record. Gene Ontology annotation, molecular function: G protein-coupled receptor activity; olfactory receptor activity.